CCUUCCUCAAUAACCUCGCACCUGCCCUCCAUAAUCUCGUGGACAUUCUAAAUUUUUCUCAUCCUCGACCAUGGCCGAUUCCGAUAGCUCGUCCCUGUCUUCUGCCCCGUCCUCUGACGAUGAGGAAAUGGAGUUGAAAAUGUCCAAACCCACUGGGUUGAAUCGGUACUUCAAGCCUGCGCCAAAAGCAGACCCGACUCCUGAACCGCCGAAACGCGCUCCUUCCCCCCCUCACGAGUAUACCUUGGCCGACAAUGAAGCGAUCGCGUUCCUGGUCAUGUUCAGAAGCCGUUUUAGUGACGCGUUUCCUCGGUCACUCCCACAUUUUGGACCACAAGACAUUGAAAGAGGAGUUGGCGGCCCGGUGCCAGACGAGCAUGCAGAAAGGUUACUCUGUGCACUGCUCGGUCUAGUUUUGAAUCGGAAGAAAGAUGUCGAACGUGGUCACUAUGGACGGGCACUCGAAGAUGCAGUCUCCAGCAACCAUCAUCAGUGGCUGACGGCCUGGAAAGGCGUCAGUCCUAUACAAGGAGGCAAGACCUUCAACUCCAUGUCCCCGGAGGAGCGAUUGAGUCUCCUCAAAGCCCUCGCCUUGUGGUCCUUGAAUCAAUCAGAGAUACUCCAGAGCCUCAUCAAAGAAUCGUACAAGCAGACACGAAAGGACGAUGACCGCAAUCAGCCACGCAGCGUGCAGCCGUGGUUCUCCGAUCAAUACCGUCGGAAAUACUGGCUAGUCGAGGGUCUUGAAGACUCCCACUUCCGCAUCUACCGUGAAAAUGAUGGCAAGACAGCUAAGACCAACACCUGGUUCAGUGUUGCAGGGUCAAUCCCCGAGCUUGUGAUGCUGGCCGACAAAUUCAGUGAUGAGCACACUCAGAACUCGAAGGUCAACAGUGACAAAUUAAGAUCAGCUAUUCCCAGAUUCGAAGCUGGUGAUGAGAAACGAAAACGACGCGAUUAUCGUCUAGCACGCAAGGCUGCAUUCUCUCGUCCAGAGCCUGGCUUCUCUCUUUACGAAGGCCGAACGAGGGGCAAGAGAAUGAGGUAUACCUUCUCCGACGAUGAAUUUGGUUCAGAUGAUCCAUCCAGCCGGAGGUCCACUCGGAAUUCUGGCUUUUCCACCCCACAGGAGACUGGUCCAACUGUGACUGCCAGUGGCAGACAGGUCAAGUCCAGACAAGGGGGUGUCUAUGGCGAGAGUAUGCUGGUCGAUCAACGGAAAGACCUCGAACGGAGUGCGGGUGACGGUCAUUUCACGGAGACCAGCGAAGAUAUGCCUACUACCGUGCCAAGUGGUAGAGGGCCACGCCUCUCUCGAUCGGGCCGACCUGUGAGACCUGCAAGACCACGAUCAACCCAUGAAUCUGAUUCCGAAAGCGACGAGAAUCAGUCGUCAGGAAAAGAAUGGAGUGGAGACGAAGACGAAGGCGAUGAGUCCGAGCCGGACGUCGAGGGAGAUGACGAGGAAAUGAGUGAUGAGCUUCUCGAUCAGGAUGACCUGGGGGAUGACGACAAUACACAAGAAAGCUUGGUGGUACAACUAAGGUAUCGAAAGGGCGAUGAGCCCACAGGGCAUGUCCCUCAAGCACAGCCUCCACCACAGCAGUUGGACUUGAGGCUAACGCCAUCAAAUGGCAACAUACCGAAUGGCGCCCUCGACGCGACACACAGCACCAAACCCGUAUCAUCAUUCACACCCUCACCUGUUCCCCUUCCAUUAUAUGACACCAUUGACGUUGCACCUCGAAUCAACGGAGUGAAUGGGAUUGAGAAGGCGACGAGUGAAAUAGGCGCAGCAGUCAACGGAAUCAAUGGACCCAAGCCCAGCCUUGAGCAACCCGACAAACACGUCCAGGCUCCCAUGUCACCGCCGCAAGAGAUUCUGGUGCGUUCUCCUCCACAGGUCAUGGAUACUUCAUAAAGGGCCGUCCAGAAGAAGAUACUGGUAGAGUCAAAAAGUGGACCAUGAAUGUUGCUCAGGGUUGCGGGAAUGACCACGCGACAGGAUCACGUUAGAGACCUGUAAAGUGAAGCCCAAAAGCAAGACCGAUAGGAUAUUCAAUAUCCAGGAUUUGCCGUGAUUGUGCGUAUGUACGUGUAUGACAUGAAGGAUUUAAUAUUCAUUAAACUCCAUACGGUGCAGCGUGGAAGUUACCUAGGCUCGCGGCUAGGGAGAGUGGAAGCGAUAGUGAUGUCGAUAUUGUAGACGAGACCACAGGUUAACUCGUAGAUGCGUGUCUACCUUGGGUACUAAAGACUCAAGAAAGCCC
Molecule: messenger RNA, 2270 nt
Organism: Exophiala mesophila
Lineage: Eukaryota; Fungi; Ascomycota; Eurotiomycetes; Chaetothyriales; Herpotrichiellaceae
Exons: 4
Coding region: 71-1921 (616 amino acids)
Source: RefSeq, a predicted model, not a curated record